This is a messenger RNA of Vitis riparia (riverbank grape), 1333 nucleotides long. RefSeq names its product WAT1-related protein At1g43650. The record is from RefSeq and is a predicted model, not a curated record. Gene Ontology annotation, cellular component: plasma membrane. NCBI's taxonomy places the organism in Eukaryota, Viridiplantae, Streptophyta, Magnoliopsida, Vitales, Vitaceae. Bases 37 to 1122 code for a protein of 361 amino acids. The transcript is spliced from 7 exons. Gene Ontology annotation, molecular function: transmembrane transporter activity.
CAAUAUACUCUCAAAAGAGGCCAAAGAUAGUGCAACAUGAAGGGUUUAGUUGGCUAUGUGAUGGCUAUGGAGAACCAUAGGCCUUAUGUUGCAAUGCUCUUCAUACAGUUUGUGUAUGCAGGCAUGGCCUUGUUCUCUAAGGCUGCAAUUGCAAAAGGAAUGAACCCUUAUGUGUUUGUGGUUUAUCGACAAGCUUGUGCCUCACUUGCCUUAGCUCCAUUUGCUUUCUUCUUGGAGAGGAAGAAAGAUGCUCCCCUGUCUUACAGUACACUCUGCAAGAUCUUCUUGGUUUCACUAUGUGGGCUGACCCUGAGUUUAAAUCUCUAUUAUGUGGCAAUUGGUUUCACCUCUGCAACAUUUGCUGCGGCCACCACCAACACAAUCCCUGCCAUUACCUUUAUCAUGGCUGUUUUCAUAGGGAUGGAGAGCAUUCCCAUGAAACAUUUCCAUGGAAUAGCCAAGGUGCUUGGUUCUGUUGUGGGUGUUUCUGGGGCUAUGGUGUUUGCUUUUGUCAAGGGUCCUGCUCUGAAGUUCAUGGACUGGUAUCCAGAAAUCAAGAAGGGAAUUUCAGACCCGUCUGUAGAGCAAAACUCCAAAGGAGAGUGGAUAAAAGGCUCCCUGAUGAUGCUUGCAGCCAACACAGCCUGGUCUCUCUGGCUUAUUUUACAGGGUCCAAUUAUCAAGCAGUAUCCAGCAAAACUACGCCUCACUACUCUUCAGUGCUUCUUUAGCUGCAUACAGUCAGUGGUUCUGGCUGCUGUGGUGGAGAGGAACCCAUCAUCAUGGAAGCUAGCAUGGGAUCUUAAUCUUCUUUCCAUCGCCUAUUGUGGCAUUGUUGUCACUGGGAUUACUUAUUGGUUGCAAGUUUGGACUAUAGAGAAGAAAGGACCCGUCUUCACAUCCAUGUUCACUCCAUUGGCACUAAUCAUAACAGCUGUCUUCUCAGCAUUCUUGUGGAAGGAGACCCUUUACUGGGGAAGUGUUGGUGGGGCAGUAUUGCUAGUGGUGGGGCUCUACUGUGUUUUGUGGGGGAAGAACAGAGAAGAUGGGAAAAGUGUAACAAAUGAACAAAGACAAGAAUCAAAAGAAGAAAUCGUGUUGGAGUGCAUUACACAUCACUGACAUAUAGGGUUGGAAUUGUAGCAGAUGCUAUAAUAAUGGAUAGUACCACUAUAAGGGAUUGCAUAAAUUCUGCAUUCCAUUUUUAUUUUUAUUUUUAGUUUCUUCUUAGUUUGUACUUUUCAGGUAAAAAAACUACCUGUAUAUAGAUAAUAUUUGUGAAACCAUUCUUGAGCAGAUGCAAAAAUUAAAUGGUAGGAGUGUAUUGAAGGAA